CAGACGGAGCUGUUACAGCACUAGGCGGAUAUGACAUCAUAACCAACGCAUUUGACUCUUCUUGGCUCUAAGCGCGGUCUAUUGGAUUUUAUUAGAAAUAUUGUUUUUCUCUCUCUUGCGUGUGAGGUUUGGUGUUGAUUUGUGGUCUGAGUUUUAAUGGCUGCACCUGCCCUGCAACAGCCCAGUUAUCUUCUGGCCAAUUUAAAGGCAGACUGGACCAUUAAAACUCUUCAUCAAAGAUGUGACGAGUUGAGCAAAAUUAUAGAUUUCCCUGCAAAGGAGCUGCAUGCAAUCUUUCCCUGGUUGGUGGAGAGUGUGUUCGGGAGCCUGGAUGGAAUCCUUAAUGGCUGGAACCUGCGGUAUCUGCAGGCUCGCAUGGCAGAGUACAACAUUGCCGUGGACUUCCUGGGCCCAAGGUUCUUUUUAUUUGUACAAAUCUGA
Messenger RNA from Sinocyclocheilus grahami, 441 nucleotides. Its product is annotated as sphingomyelin phosphodiesterase 4-like. Lineage: Eukaryota; Metazoa; Chordata; Actinopteri; Cypriniformes; Cyprinidae. The coding region runs from base 157 to 441 and encodes 94 amino acids. The record is from RefSeq and is a predicted model, not a curated record. The transcript is spliced from 5 exons. Gene Ontology annotation, biological process: ceramide biosynthetic process; sphingomyelin catabolic process; glycerophospholipid catabolic process. Gene Ontology annotation, molecular function: sphingomyelin phosphodiesterase D activity.